GCGAGGUUACGGUUACGAUUACUAUAGUAUAGAUAGGGUGAUAAGGAUAAUAUUUUGUUUGUGCGUGUGUAGUUGAAAGUUCUUCUGAUAGUUGUUUUGUUAAAAUACAUCUGUUGAUUAUUACUGCCUUACCGAAUGAAAUGUGUAUCAAUUUAUUUGUGUGCGACUGAGUUAUUUAGAUGUUUAUCUAUAUUUUAAUAGCAGUUUGAGUAUCAAGCUUCAGCUAACCUAUAAUUUAUUUCAUUCUUACAAGCCAACAUUUUAUAUUAAUUGUUGGAAUAAAUUAUUAGUUUCAUGGAGCAAUAUAACUUACCUACAAGUUUUGGUUCUCAGAGACGUCAGUUUCCCAGUAACAGUUCUUAUGUACCUAAUAAAAGAUUACGAAACACAGAUAUUUUGGGUUAUGUAGAUUUAGAUGAAGUAUUUAACAAAAGUUUCUCCUUCUUCAAUGGCAAGGGUAGUUAUAAAAGAACUAUUUGUAAACUUCCAGAUCCAAAAUCAUUAUUUGAAGAAGAAAAGUGGAAGCUUGAAAAUUUUCAAGAACUCAAGACCAUCUUAAAUGACACAAAAAGCAAAUUGAAUGAUUUAAACUUGAAAAAUUGGCAUAGUCAUACGACAGUUACAAAUAUUGCUGGGGAUGUAAUAAAAAAAGUAAGACAAAGAAUUCAACCCGAGUUUUUGACCCAGGCCUGGUGCAAGAUGUAUGAAUGCUUGAUGUCAUUCUAUCUGAUACCAAAAACUUUCGAAAAUAAUGUGUUCAACUCGUUACACUUGUGCGAAGCUCCGGGAGCUUUUAUCACAGCACUCCACCACUUUCUACAGACUUAUUAUCCUGAUGUGCAAUGGAAUUGGUUGGCGACGACUCUGAACCCUUACCACGAGAGCAAUGAUUUAUCGCACAUGAUACCAGACGACAGGUUCAUCCUGCACACACUGUCACACUGGACCUUCGGAGCAGAUGGCACUGGCGAUCUCAUGAACUUGGACAACUUGCGUCAUCUCCAGGCUGAAGUGCGCAAGACUCUGCAGGGCAACGUCACACUGGUGACAGCUGAUGGAAGCAUAGACUGUCAGACUAACCCAGCCGAGCAAGAGGCACUGGUCGCACCCUUACACUACUGUGAGACUCUCACUGCUCUCUCCAUCUUGCAGCCAGGUGGCAAUUUCAUGCUGAAGAUGUUUACAUUGCUGGAGUGUGACAGUAUAUGUUUAAUCUACCUGCUGGUGUGCGUGUUCGAGUCAGUCAGUGUGUUCAAACCUGUGAAGAGUAAGGAGGGUAACUCCGAAGUCUACGUUCUCUGUGGUAACUACUUUGGCAAACACCACUUCGACCCUUGGAUGCCUUCUCUUCUCAAGAUGUUCGGUAAAAAUUCCACAAAAGCCAUGUUCUCAGUGAAAGAUAUUCCUGAUGAGUUCAAAGCCGAACUGUACGAAUGUGCGAAGAAGUUCACCGAUCUCCAGAGGCGAGUUAUCGAACGCAACUUGGACCACUAUUUGAGAAAGUCACCAAUGAAACAGGUCAACACCCGCGCUAUCAAGGAGAAGGUUGCAGAGAUGUACUUACAGAAGUACGACCUACAACGCGUCUCAAAAUCCAUUGUCGGCAACGACAUUCUGGGAGAAACACCAACAUUCAAUUUGGCACCAAAGUACGAGGAGGGUUCGUUCAAUGACCGACUACGCAAGUCUUGUAUGAGCAAGUCCGAGCACUUGAAUCAGCUGUUGGAAGGUAUCAAGGUCAUAGGUUGUGAGUGGCCCUUCAAGGAGAGAGCGUGCUGGUUCAUGUUCAACAACCAUAAAAGACCUCAGAUAGACAUGACUUUUGGCCAGCCUGUGAUGCAGGUUCGCAGCUCCAAGUUCUGCAACAGUCGCAUCCUCGAAGCUUACCUUGAAGUUACCUCAGCAAUGCUCAUUACAUCUACGGAGCAGGAGGUAGACACCAAGAUCACGCUGGAUGUGAGCCAGUUCCCCUGGGACUCCUGCACGUCCCACUGUAACAGCCAGAUGCUGGAGUGUGUCUCAAGAGCUCUGUCUAGUUACAAUACACAUAGAAUAGUAGAAACAUUGUUGUGUGACACAGGGAGCAGGAGGGACACCAAGAUCACGCUGGAUGUGAGCCAGUUCCCCUGGGACUCCUGCACGUCCCACUGUAACAGCCAGAUGCUGGAGUGUGUCUCAAGAGCUCUGGACAAGCUGGAAAACAGCUACAGUCUUUGUAUCCGAGGUCUGCCACUUCUCUCACAGUUUUCCGUUGCCACUGUAUUUCUUCUCGCCCACGCCUUCUAUCAGGUGGGGCUGACAGUUGAUGGCAACGUGCUCCUCUGUGGCUACCAACAAUCCCGCGACAAGGCAGAUUGGAUCAAGGGAGUGUUGGAGAAGAUGCGUUCUUUGCCGAAGGAUCUGGCCGUGCUGUCUCUUAUCCCCAUCAACAAGUUAUGUGAUCCUUUCUACAAAAGCUCGGACAAUGUCAGUUGGUACGUGUGUGUGUCAAGCAUAAACAAUGCCCGCCUUCUGCAGGCUCUGGAGUCGGCCGUGCAAAGACUUCAGCACCAAGUCUGAGCCCGCGUGGAACAUCGUCAGUCUGUGAUAACUUCUUACAUUCUACUGGACUCAUGGUAGAAGUCAUUCAUGCUAGGAGUGCAUUUAAGUCAUUAGAUCGUGUCGGUAACUGUAAGAGUAAUUUUAAACGUUUUAAAAAUUUAUAUCGAUUAUCAAAUGUAAUUUUUAUAGUUAUAGCUGUCAUCAAUGAUUUCUUAGUCGGCAGACUGAGUCAGUGCAAUAAUGUUUCGAUCAUUAGUUUCCCAAUUUUUAGCUUUUAUUUUAUUACACUAAAGUACCUGAUAUAAAGAGAAUUACUCUAUCAAAAAUUAAUGCAAUCUUUAGUAGGUCAAUGUUCAAUUAGAAUUUAUUAAUUGCUAAUCGAGCCAGACAGUUUUACAAUGCUCUGGACAGAAGCAGGACAGCUAUUAAACCUCCUGAACCUGUUAUUUGGGGAAGGGAAAUGAAGUCAAAAAGUGCCAAAAAUUAAUUGUAGCCUACAGUAUUUAAAUUAAACUAGUUAAGUAGUAUUAAUGAUAUACCGAGCUGAGUGGUUAGUCAAGGGAAUAGGGAGGGGCUUUUGUAUGUAGUCAUUUUGUUUUUUAUAAAAAUGUGUUGUAUUUUAUUUGUAGUGGUUUCAAAUGUUGUAUUUCAGGUUUAUAAAUCAACAAUGAAUUUAAUUAUUGUGAUCAGUGUAUUAGUUUUAAAUCAGUAUUUCUUAGUUUUGUAAGUGUAUUUAGUGAAUAGUUCCAGUAUUGAGUUGACAGAUAAUUGUUAUACAGUAAUAUUUGUAAUAAUUUGAUGAGAAAAUUGUACUUACUGUUAAAAAUUAUACAUCACUAUUUUCCCACAUCCUUCAUUGUAACACAUUAAUCCCUGCUUAGUGGAAAUGAACUGGGUAGGGCAUUGAGGUUGAAAAUUGAGGGAUUAAUGUUAAGUGCAUGACAGUGUGAAAUAUCAAUAAAUUGAUGCAAUCAGAACACCACUAGACAUCAGUCUCUGUACUGGAUACAGGAUACAGGCAUUGUAAAUAAAAUGCUGUUAUUUUAUACUAAAA
This is a messenger RNA of Homalodisca vitripennis (glassy-winged sharpshooter), 3595 nucleotides long. It is a transcript of the gene aft, whose product is annotated as cap-specific mRNA (nucleoside-2'-O-)-methyltransferase 2. Gene Ontology annotation, cellular component: cytoplasm; nucleus. Lineage: Eukaryota; Metazoa; Arthropoda; Insecta; Hemiptera; Cicadellidae. Gene Ontology annotation, biological process: 7-methylguanosine mRNA capping. Gene Ontology annotation, molecular function: methyltransferase cap1 activity. The record is from RefSeq and is a predicted model, not a curated record.